AUGGCAAGAAAGUUAAAAGGGAAGGCUUCCUCUAAGGGUCUGAAAGCUUCACUUCUGAGACAGCAAUUUCAGGAAAAAUUAAAGAAGAAAGUCGUUCAGAAAGAACAACAUGACUUGAAGAAGAAAUCUUUAGUUCCCAAAAAGGUUAGAAAGAACCAAAAACAACAGAAAGUUGACGAUAAGAUAUUUAUUCCGUUUGCCAAAGAUGAGACGUUACUGUUGGUUGGUGAAGGUGAUUUCUCAUUUGCUAGAUCCAUUGUGGAAGAAGGUUAUAUUUUACCUGAGAAUUUGAUUGCUACUAGUUAUGAUGCUUCUCCAACUGAGUUGAAAUUGAAAUACCCUAAUAGUUUUGAAGAAAACUACCAAUUCUUGUUGAAGGAAAAGGUUAAGGUACUUUUCCAAAUAGAUGCCACGAAAUUAAUUAAAUCUUUCAAAAUAUCGAAGAAGACUCCAUGGAGCAAAGUUGUUGGAAUCAACUGGCGUUCAAAACCAUUACAAAAUAUAAUGUUUAACUUCCCACACACUGGUAAGGGGAUUAAGGAUCAAGAUAGAAAUAUUAAGGAUCAUCAGGAGUUAGUCUUCGGGUAUUUUGACAGUUGUAAACAAUUAUUCAAAUUGGUGAAUUCAACACUUUUAAAUGAUAAGAGCAAAUAUACUCUUGGUUAUUCUUUUGACAGUGGAAAGGGAACCGAAGGUUUAUCUUCAGAAGGUUUUGGGAAAAUAAUACUAUCAACUUUCAAUGGAGAGCCUUAUGAUUCAUGGCAGAUUAAAAUUUUAGGUAAAAACAAUGGACUACAUGUCGAACGUUCUAAUAAGAUGCAAUGGGGUAAUUUCCCUGGAUAUCAUCACAAGAGAACUAACAGUGAACAGGAUACAACGAAACCUGCUGAGGAAAGAGAUGCUAGAAUAUAUAUAUUCAGCAAAUACGAGAAAAAGCACAGUAAAUCCAAGAAGAAAACUGAUUCUGAUGAUGAAAGUGACUUAGAUAACUAA
This is a messenger RNA of Naumovozyma castellii, 993 nucleotides long. It is a transcript of the gene BMT5, whose product is annotated as 25S rRNA (uracil2634-N3)-methyltransferase. Lineage: Eukaryota; Fungi; Ascomycota; Saccharomycetes; Saccharomycetales; Saccharomycetaceae. The transcript has a single exon. The record is from RefSeq and is a predicted model, not a curated record. Bases 1 to 993 code for a protein of 330 amino acids.